AUGUCGCCUGCACUCUUCAACUCUCUGUUUAUUCUGCUCAUAUUCCUCCCUAAUGUGUCUAAGAACUAUUGUAACUGUCUUCAUGCAGGGCUCUCUCAGCUGGUGAGAACACAGCAGGUUGUCACAGCAACCCUGGGAGAAGAUGCAGUCUUAACCUGUGAACUCAUGACACCCAAAGACGUGCGUCAAGUCACCUGGCAGAAAGUGACAACUGGGCCGAAUGAAAAUGUGGCCACAUACAGCAAACGAGGUCCCAAUGUCAACCCACCUUUUCAGGGGAAAGUGGAGUUUGAAGAUGAGGGACUGCAGAACUGCUCUAUCGUCAUCAGAGGAGUGUCAAGAGGAGACGAGUCCUGCUACAAGUGUCUGUUUAAUGCCUUUCCAGAUGGAGCUAUCAGUGGAACGACCUGCCUCAAAGUCCAUGAGCUGUAUGGACCCUCACUCCUCAUCACACAAACCAACAACAAUCACAUCACUCUGUCCUGUUCUGCUACUGGACGACCUGUUCCUAUAGUAACCUGGGAUGACAUAAUGAUAGAACAUUCCACCAUGGUUGAUGUCACCCAUCCCAAUGGGACUGUCACUAUGACAACUACUGUAACAGUGGUAGUGUCCAGUCUAACUGACAAAGAAGUUAGGUGUGUUGCUUCUAUGUCCUUCAGUGAUGUCACCAAGAAUGCUUCCAUGGUGAUUCCAGCUUCAAUUACUGGCCAAUCUCAGGUCUCUGAUGAUGACAUGAUCAGUGGUACAGUGGUUGGUGCAGUGAUGGGUUCAGUGAUGGGUUCAAUGUGUCUCAUUGCUGUAUUCUGUGUAAUAUGGCUGCAAAAGAGGAGAAAAGACACCUCAUCCAGAAAACCCCCAGUUCCUGACCCUGAAAUCAGCAGGACUCCCUUAAAGACACCACCAACAUCCAAACAGUCAUACUCGUCAAGCAGCUCACCAAACAGCUCAACAAUCAAGCGGAGUUGGAGUAAGAACUCCAGUCCGUCACACAUGAUACAAUCCCUCAGAUCGUCAGACAAGUGCAGGAUACAACCAGCUCAGGAGGCUGUAAAGAAGAACCUUUUCAAUGACUACUGAGUGACUGUACUCAUAUUGCCACACACACACCUGAUCAUUCCUGACUAAUCUGGUUCAUGUUAUUUUAUCUUUAAAAGUCUGUAACAAUCAACCAGUUUUUUAAAAACAGUCCUUUUAAUGAUGUUGUUUUGAGCCUGUCAUAACAGUUAGCUUAGUUGCCUGGUUUGGCUCAGGUCAUGAUACUCUUGGGCCUUGGGAGAGUUGUGCAGGUCAGUUUAAAGAUUGUAAGGAGAAACCAAAAGGCUCUCUGAGACAUUUACAAAGACCACACGCGUAAGAGGGGAACAUCAAUUUUUUUGUACACUUCCACUGAACAAUCAAUAUGCAGUUCUGCCAUUAGGUAACACUCGGGUUUUGACCUCUUAAAACCAAGAGAGACGGCAUCAGUACUGCUUUUAAGUGUUUAUCUUGUAUAUACCUUGUAAGCAUGUGCAUCUGUCAUGUGUGUUGCUGUUGAUAUGUUUACUGUAUAUCUUUAUCUUGUGUUAUGUGCCACCACUGAUGUUCCUUCUGGGGAAAAAAUGUCAUUUGUUCUAUUCAAUUUAAGGUUUCAAAGGGAGGGUAUAUUACCAGUAAACUACCAGAAUUUUGGCAACUUUCAAGUUUUGGGGUGAAUUUUAUAAGAUCACAUUUAGUGAGGUUUUUUGGGUACUUCAGAUUAUCACGUGUCUGUAAUUAUCUUUGGCCCUCUGUGUGGCCUUAUCACAUGUAAAAUAUAUACAAUUUAAAAAUGAAUAGAAUGACUAAGAUGUAAAACAUUAUCCUAAAUGCAAAUCACCAUGAUUUGGGGUCAAACCGGUGGCAGUUGUGAAAAAAGUUGCAGAGUUAAUAAAAAAUAAUGCCGUUGUUGA
Molecule: messenger RNA, 1931 nt
Organism: Salvelinus fontinalis (brook trout)
Lineage: Eukaryota; Metazoa; Chordata; Actinopteri; Salmoniformes; Salmonidae
Product: poliovirus receptor homolog
Exons: 10
Coding region: 1-1080 (359 amino acids)
Molecular function (GO): cell-cell adhesion mediator activity
Source: RefSeq, a predicted model, not a curated record